UGAAUAAAAUUGAAUUCCUGAGACGAAUUGUCAAAGAGAGAAAUACUUAGUAUCGAAUAAAAUAUAUUGACAAUCAUGACUAUCGUAACCAUAUUAAAUCGUAAUCUUACUUUAUCUCAGCUGUCAAAGCUGCAUUCGCACAUUUACGGGCCGAAUGUACGAUUUUGGGCGUCGCACGCUAAAUUCGCUGAGCACAAACCUUUGGAAAAGAUCAGAAAUAUUGGUAUAUCAGCUCACAUUGAUUCCGGAAAAACUACUUUGACUGAACGUAUUUUGUAUUAUACCGGUAGAAUAUCUGAGAUGCACGAAGUAAGAGGAAAAGACAAUGUAGGUGCAACUAUGGACAGUAUGGAAUUAGAAAGACAAAGAGGAAUCACCAUUCAGUCUGCUGCUACUUACACAUUGUGGAAAGAUCACAACAUCAAUAUUAUUGACACUCCCGGACAUGUUGACUUUACUGUGGAAGUUGAAAGAGCUCUACGUGUUUUGGAUGGUGCUAUACUAGUUCUUUGUGCUGUAGGUGGUGUACAGUCGCAGACCUUGACUGUCAACCGACAGAUGAAGAGAUACAAUGUACCUUGCUUGGCAUUUAUCAACAAACUGGAUAGAAUGGGUGCAAAUCCAAAGAGAGUCUUAAAGGAAUUGAGAAGCAAGCUUCAUCAUAAUGCUGCGUUUAUACAAUUGCCAAUUGGUUUAGAAGGUAAUACGAAAGGAGUAGUCGACUUGAUUUCUCAGAAGGCACUUUACUUCGAAGGAAACUUUGGAGAGAUUGUCAGAGAGGAUGAAAUUCCAAAAGAUAUGAACGCAGAGGUGAAUGAAAAGAGGCAAGAAUUGAUCGAAAAUUUAAGUAAUGAAGACGAGACACUUGGGGAAUUGUAUCUAAACGAAGCGCAAAUAACUGAAAAGGAUAUUAUGGAGGCUUUACGUAGGACUUGUUUGAAAAGAAAAUUUACACCCGUGUUAGUUGGUACCGCGCUAAAGAAUAAGGGAGUUCAGCCAUUAUUAGACGCAGUACUAAAUUACUUACCUAACCCAGGAGAGGUAGAAAAUUAUGCUUUUGAAAAAACUGAAGAUGAAUCCAACAAAGUUUUAUUGAAUUCUGCCCGCAGCGAUAAGCAUCCUUUCGUCGGGUUAGCAUUCAAAUUAGAAGCUGGCAAAUUCGGCCAAUUAACGUACUUCCGUUCCUAUCAAGGAACGCUAAAAAAAUCAGACACCUUGUACAACACAAGGACAAAGAAGAAGGUGCGAGCUCAAAGAUUAGUUCGUCUUCACGCGAAUCAAAUGGAAGAUGUGACAGAAGUUUAUGCAGGUGACAUUUUUGCUUUAUUCGGUAUAGAAUGCGCGUCUGGCGACACAUUCGUCAAAAGUUCCAACCUUAAUUUAUCAAUGGAAUCGAUCUAUAUUCCCGAUCCCGUAAUAUCUAUGUCCAUACACACGAAGCAUUCAAAAGAUCGGGAUAACUUCGCCAAAGGUAUUGCCCGAUUCACCAAGGAGGAUCCAACUUUACGUUUCCACUACGACACCGAUGUCAAGGAAAGUAUAGUCUCUGGCAUGGGCGAAUUACACUUGGAAAUUUAUGCGCAAAGAUUAGAACGUGAAUAUAAUUGUCCGGUCAUACUCGGAAAACCAAAGGUUGCUUUCCGUGAAACUCUAUGCAAUCCUUGCGAGUUCGAUUAUUUUCAUAAGAAACAGAGCGGCGGUGCUGGCCAAUACGCUCGUGUGAUCGGAAUUAUGGAGCCAUUGCCGCCUGAAAAGAACACAACUAUCGAAUUUGCGGAUGAGACUGUGGGCACCAACGUUCCGAAACAAUAUAUACCAGGUGUAGAGAAAGGAUUUAGAGCUAUGUGCGAGAAAGGCUUGCUCAGUGGUCACAAGAUUACCGGUAUCAAGUUCAGAAUAAUCGACGGUAUGCACCAUUGCGUCGAUUCUUCGGAAUUCGCCUUCUUCCAAGCUGCACAGGGUGCCGUCAGAGAUGUGUUCGAGAAUGGCAGCUGGCGAAUUUUGGAGCCGAUCAUGUUGGUUGAAAUCACGGGUCCAGAAGAAUAUCAGGGUGCGGUAUUAGGACAAGUCAACAGAAGAAAAGGAAUCAUAAACGGAACCGAUACGAGGGAAGGAUGGUUCACGAUCGUCGCUGAGGUGCCACUCAACGAGAUGUUCGGUUAUUCCGGAGAAUUGAGAUCGACCACGCAGGGUAAAGGAGAGUUCACCAUGGAGUACGCAAGAUACAGCCCUUGUUUGCCGGAAGUACAGGAACAAGUUGUUAGACAAUAUCUGGAGUCACAGGGAAUAUCAGUGGCUCAGAAAUCAAAGAAUUAACUAUAGAAUAUGAGAUAAGCGAUUUUUUAAGCGCAAUUUUUAGGAAUAUUAUUAUAAACGUCGCAUUGCCGUGAACGUAAGCGUGUCACGGCAAUGUAUGUACCCUAUAUUCAAUAAACUAAAAAGAAUUUUUUAUUCAAAGUACAUCCAUAAACUACAUUUGAGAGAAAAACAAAAGUUGGUUAACUUAGUACAAUUGUAAUAUUUAACACUAAAUAAGAAAACGAUGUACGAUAUACUUAGUAAAUGUGUAACGCGACUGUAACGAAUUAAUUGUAAAUAUUAGUCUAUGUCCAAAGAUGUGAUACAAAGAGAGAGUAAUAAAUAAAAAGUCAUUUCUAUGUCUA
This is a messenger RNA of Pseudomyrmex gracilis, 2663 nucleotides long. It is a transcript of the gene mEFG1, whose product is annotated as elongation factor G, mitochondrial. Bases 76 to 2316 code for a protein of 746 amino acids. The transcript has 9 exons. Gene Ontology annotation, cellular component: mitochondrion. The record is from RefSeq and is a predicted model, not a curated record. NCBI's taxonomy places the organism in Eukaryota, Metazoa, Arthropoda, Insecta, Hymenoptera, Formicidae. Gene Ontology annotation, biological process: mitochondrial translational elongation. Gene Ontology annotation, molecular function: translation elongation factor activity; GTP binding; GTPase activity.